AUGUCUCCGAGGCAGUCGCAUACAUUCGGCUCGGAGUGCGGAAGAAGCAAAAGGGAAGCAAAAGAAGAGACGCCGCAUGUCUCAAAUAUCACCGAGGUAUGCGCCUUCCAUGUCGAUGAUCCCCCGCAAAUGCCACAGUCACAAUCUUGGCUUAGCUGA
This is a messenger RNA of Colletotrichum aenigma, 159 nucleotides long. RefSeq lists its product as uncharacterized. Bases 1 to 159 code for a protein of 52 amino acids. The transcript has 2 exons. Lineage: Eukaryota; Fungi; Ascomycota; Sordariomycetes; Glomerellales; Glomerellaceae. The record is from RefSeq and is a predicted model, not a curated record.